Messenger RNA from Telopea speciosissima, 2209 nucleotides. RefSeq names its product transcription factor VOZ1-like. Bases 181 to 1641 code for a protein of 486 amino acids. The transcript has 5 exons. The record is from RefSeq and is a predicted model, not a curated record. Gene Ontology annotation, biological process: positive regulation of long-day photoperiodism, flowering; regulation of DNA-templated transcription. Lineage: Eukaryota; Viridiplantae; Streptophyta; Magnoliopsida; Proteales; Proteaceae.
UUAAGGGAAGGGUUUUGCAUGGAGGGAGAGUAGAAAAGCAAAUCCACAAAUCCACCUCUCUUCGCUUCGGUCCUUUGCUCUCACUUGAAAACCAAAGUCCUUGCCGAAGUCUUCCAGUUCUGAAAACGAAACUGAGAAUCUAAAACGCUUUUAAGGGCUUCGGUGAGGAUUUUGGUUGCAAUGGGGAAGGGUUCGAAGAUUCUUUGCAAGUCUGCUUCUCACCAACUCUUCAAGGAUAAGGCGAAGAACCGGGUGGAUGAUCUCCAGGGUAUGUUUACGGAUCUACAAUUCGCUAGAAAAGCGAGUCGCACGGGCGAUGUUGCUGUUCUGGAGGAGCAAGUACAUCAGAUGCUGCGCGAGUGGAAAGCCGAACUCAACGCGUCUUCUCCUGCAUCAUCUUUGCUUGGCGGUAGUACUGCUUCUUUCUCUUCGGAUAUUUGCCGUAUGUUGCAGCGCUGUGAUGAGGAAGAUGACGCAACUAGUCCAUUGGCAGAACCUCCCAACCCUAAGCUUGAGCCCGAUGAUCAAAGCCUUCAGGCCAUAGAUUCCAGGGCAUUCCAGGAGGAUUAUUUCACAAAUCAGGUACCAGAAGAAAAUGGGUUUCAAGGGGUUGAUCAAUGCAAAAGUGAUCCCUCGGAGGUGCAUAAUGCAUCAAUUAAUAACUUGGAAUUGAUAUCUCACCUGGACUAUCAUCAAUUUGAUUUGCAUCAAGAUUUUGACCAUAAUAUUUUCAUCGGCUUUAAUGGUACUGGUCAGUGUGGAGAGGAUGGAAUUUCUCAUAUUACUGGUAUUCUUCCAAGUAUCUGCCCUCCACCUUCUGCCUUCUUAGGACCAAAAUGUGCACUCUGGGAUUGUUCUAGGCCUGCUCAGGGGUCAGAAUGGGGUCAAGACUACUGCAGUAGCAUUCAUGCAACCCUAGCAUUGAAUGAAGGCCCACCAGGUAUGACUCCAGUCGUGCGACCACGGGGCAUUGGUCUGAAGGAUGGUCCCCUUUUUGCCGCUCUUGGUGCAAAGACGCUAGGAAAGAAUGUGGGUAUUCCAGAGUGUGAGGGGGCUGCAACUACAAAGUCUCCAUGGAAUGCUCCUGAACUCUUUGAUCUCUCUGUGCUUGAGGGUGAAACAAUUAGGGAGUGGCUCUUUUUUGAUAAACCUCGAAGAGCAUUUGAGAGUGGUAACAGAAAGCAGAGGUCACUGCCAGAUUACAGUGGACGUGGUUGGCACGAGUCAAGAAAGCAGGUGAUGAAGGAAUACGGGGGGCUUAAGAGGUCUUACUACAUGGAUCCACAGCCGUUGAACCAUAUCGAGUGGCACCUAUAUGAAUACGAGAUCAAUAACUGUGAUGCUUGUGCACUGUAUAGGUUGGAACUCAAGCUUGUUGAUGGAAAGAAAAGCCCCAAAGGAAAAGUUACAACUGAUUCACUUGCCGAUCUGCAGAAGCAGAUGGGAAGGCUGACUGCUGAGUUCCCUGCGGAUAACAAACGUUCUGUGAAGGGCAGGGUAAAAGUAAGUUUGAAGGGUGGUGUUGGGAAUGUCAAUUCCGCUCCAAGUCAGAUUGCUCCUACAAAUGAAGCUUUUGGUUAUGGUGUGAAUGCUCCAUAUGGUUAUCUUGUUGAGAAUUUCACAGACUACUAUGGUACAUGAUGAGGAGACUUAAACUGCAUGUGGAAGCUAACAGCAUUGUGAAAUCAAGAUUUUAAUAUAUCACGCUUUUCGCUGUAGAUGUUGGAAUCGUUACUAUUUCUCUGUAGGUCAUAAGUCUUCAGUUUCUGGUCUCAAUAACAUUCAGCCAGCCACAAUUUUGAUACAUGGAGAUAUUGUGCAUAUUUCAUUAUCAUCUGGGAGGGCUAUUGUAGAGUUUCCUGGAUGCUGUAGCAUCCUCUGAUUACUGGGGAUGAUUAACUUAUAGUAGAACUGGUUGUAUUUAGGUGGUGCAGUUCGCUAACUACAUGGGCUGAAAUCGACUGCUGAUGAUAGGAGGCCUCAAGAAUUGUAAAGGAUAAAGGUGCAAGUGUAGCUGUAGUUGUAUCCUUUGCAUCGUAUGGGUUAUGCAUCUAUAUGUCCAAUAUGCAGCUUUGGCAAAGCUUCUGAAAGUCUUAGCAGAAGCUUUCUGUGCUGUUGGUUAUAAACAUGUUAAACUUCUGAAUUGACAGCUUAUUCAGCUACUAUUACUACUAAAUUGCUUUCUUAGCUCAUUACUGUUCCAAAUUGA